Anopheles coluzzii is the source of this 5961-nucleotide messenger RNA. RefSeq names its product proteoglycan 4. NCBI's taxonomy places the organism in Eukaryota, Metazoa, Arthropoda, Insecta, Diptera, Culicidae. Bases 134 to 4066 code for a protein of 1310 amino acids. The transcript is spliced from 6 exons. The record is from RefSeq and is a predicted model, not a curated record.
AUUGCACAAAUAAUGCAAACGCUUGCAACUUAAUUUCCUAGCACAGAGCACCAAAAUCUGAGAACGUCUUUUUUAUAAAUUUCGUAACAUCAAUCCGGUAAAUCAAAGCGAAUCGAUCUUGAACAGCUACACAAUGGAACAUUUUAUCAAAUUGUUGCUGCUGUGCGUUUGCUUAGCAAAUGCCGUACACGGUGCCGUCUAUUCGCCGGGAGGAGGCGGAGUUUAUGGGGACUCAUCACCGAAAGAUGCCGGCGGGGAUCCAGUGUUUGCUGUGCUGCCGAGCCAGGACGUCAAUCCGGACUAUUACACAACCCAGACGGUGUAUGGAUUUCUCGAUUUUACCACCACCAUCGGUAACACGGUGAUGAUCUUUUCGCCGCAGAGUGCCGCUCCGGCUGUGACAGAACCACCAAAAACGACGGCUCCACCACCUCCGGUCAUUGAAACGACCCCAACCACCACCACUACCACGGAGGAAGUGGUGAAGGAGAUUAAACCCAGCAAAACGGUCGUGCUGCCGGUGCAGCCAAAGGAGAAGGUCAGCAUCGUGCAGGUUCUGCCGGAAACUCCGAAGCCUCCGACGACGAAACCGAUCGGUCCGCUAAAGUUCGUCCCCAAGGCCGUUCCUAAGGUGGCAAUCAAACCGAUCCUAAAGCCGAAGCCGAAAAUCGUUGAAGUUGCCCCAGUUAAGGCAGAAGCCGUGCCACAACAAGAACAACCCCAGGCAGAUCGAUUCAUCGUGAAACCGGUACCGAAAUCUGUGAUCAUUAAACCAGUCGCACCGAUCGUAAAGGUGGUAGCUACGAAGGUUGAACCAACAACGACGACGACUCCCGAGAAUGACCCGGCAGUUGAAUCGGAGGAAGAGGAGGAAGAGGAUUUCGAACAGGAGCAGGAACAGGAAGUGCAAGAAGUUGCUGAAGAAGAACAUGACGAGCAGCACGAUGAAGAGGAACAAGAAGAAGAAGAAGAAGAAGAAGAGGAACAGCAGCACGAGCAGGAGCAGGAGCAGGAACAGCAGCAGCAAGAACCCAGUCCAGUCGCAAAUGUAGCAGUUGAAGCGGUUCAAGUUACAGAGAAACCGAAGAUGCACGUUGUUGAAGCGGUAAAACCAGUAACUGCUGCAAGUACAACAACCACGACGACGGAAGAACCGGUGGCUGUGGUGAAUGCUGCCGAGGAUCAACACGAAGAGCACUCGCCGAUAAUGUUUUCCAACAUUUCGGAAGAUGAAGUGAAACCAGUUGCUGGGGUAAAGGAUGCUCAGGCCGAUAAAAGCUCGCCCGUAGCGGGAACGGACGACCACCAGCAGCAGAACGAGGAAACGCCCGAAGACGAUACCAACGCCGAGGAGGAGGAAGAGGAAGAGGAUGAGGAAGAGGACGAACCGGUGCCGGUGCUGCAAAUUGGCAACAAUCUUGGCGAACCGGAGUAUGACUUUCUGUCCCGCCAGCCGUCCGAGUUCGUCGAGGAAACGUUCCGCGUCGUCAACCUCAGGCCGACGGCGGCAGGCUCCCAGCCAGUAGCUGCCACUGCCCCAUCGUCAGUACCGCGCGAGAAGGCGGCCAAACCGAAGCGAGGUAAUAAGGGCAGAUCCCAUCCGACCGGCCUGGUAACGACGCUCGGUGGCACCGUGGUUAAGGAGGGCGUUACCACCGUCCACGAGACCAGCGUGAUCGGCACCUACAUUUCAGGAAAGUAUGCGCAGGUCCUACAAAGCACGUCUCAUGUCAUUCAAGGUAACCAAGGUGGAGCGGCAGCGAGCGGCAACGGGGCAGCGGGGCCAUCCAGCCCGGCCAUCGAUGGCCGGCGGCCCAAGCUGAACCCGAGCUCGACGCUGCGCAUCCUGAAGACGGCGGCGCCGGCACUCAACAAGACGCCACGGUACAACCCGGAGGCGGCCUCGAUCAUCACGCCGUCGCCGGCGACGCACGCGCUCGAGGACACUGGGCUACCGCUGGAGAAUCUGUUCGCUAGCCAGCCCAGCUCGAGCCUGGUGCGGCCGUCCCGCCGUCUGCCCGGUAGCGCUAGCGGUAACUUCAAGAACCGUCUGAAGAACCGCAUCAGCAAGGACGAGAACGAUCUGCAGGAGCAGGGCGGUGAGAGCGAACCCGUUACACCGCAAGCCACGGUAACGCCGCAGCCUACGUACGGCAAGAAGCCAGGCAGCCGCUACCGCAACACACAAAUCGUUAAGCCCGUCGCCAAGAAUACAAGAUUUAACCGUUAUUCUACAUCAAGCGUGGAGGUUGCCACGGUGUCCGUUUAUAGUGAGCCGAAUCCGACGCCCGGCUCGGGCUAUCAGAACCGGCGCAAUAAGUCCUCACGUAACGGUUUCAAACCAACAUCAUCCCACAGCGUGUCGACGGUACAGCAGCAGCAGCCGGAUGCGGCUACCAGACGAUCGUUCAAGCCGAAACCGCAACCGUCCGCACCGCAGGAUCAGGAACCGGGCCAGACUACCAGUCUGUACAAGUUCAAGCUGAACCGGUCGCCGGGCCGCUGGCAGUACAAAUCGCCCGCGAAGCCGACAGUCGCGAUCCGGAAGCAGAGCGCGGUCAAGCCCAAGGAUCAGGUACUGGAAAAUCUCACGACCGCACCGAUUUCCGACACAUCCGUACAGUCUAAUGAUAUUGCGCAGUCACCCGAGCACGCGGAAAAGGUGGACACGGAUGCGGACCUGGACCAGUCCGGCUCGGUGCAUGGGAAUGUGCUGAACGAUGCGGAUAACGACAACCAGAUCGAGCGCCGCUAUCCGAUCGAGACGCUGAAGGUGGAGAUUUCGACGCCGGCUGACUUCCGCGAUACGUACUACGAGAUUGCAACGAUAAAGUCGCCCUACACCUUCCAGGUGGGUACGGUGAAGAACACGCGCUAUAUUACUGUCACAUCGACUAUUGAGAAGGUGCUGGAGCAGGAGACGGCCACCAUCACACCGUCGCUAACGGAACCACUGACUGAGAACAUUUUGGCCACUACGACGCACAUUGACAAGGAGAGCAAUUUGUUGGACUCGAGCAUUGCCACACUGCCUCCGAUUGUGCUGGGCCUUGACACGGAGACGCCACCACUUGAAACGCUAACGGAAACGUUCAGCACUACCCAGGCCAUGCUUAAGACGCACAUUCUGCCUGUUAUCCGAGAAGGCGAUACUACCAGCUACACCCUCAUUCAAACCUACCAUGUGACGCGUCUGGUCACUGCCACCAAAACGUUGCCACCGAUGGAGCUGUACCAUUUCGUACCGUCGCGCACACUGAACGAGUUCAACAGCCGAUUGGACGAGGCAGGAUCCGAGCUACACCUGGAGCUGGAGUUCGGUGAUGACAACGAGAACGAUGACGAGGAUAAGCCCAAGCGCGAACGGCUACCAUCCGAUCUGGACCUCUCGAACAUUGGGUCCGACUUUGACCUGUCCGAGGUGGACAAGACAAACAUCCCGGAGAACAUUCGACCGAAGAAGAAGAUCACGGGAAGCAACAAGGAAAACCGUGUGACCACCGAAGCACCGGUAACGACUCCCGCACUUACACCCGAACAGCUGCAGCAGUUGGCGCUGCUCCGUCUGCUCAACCCGGCCGCUGCUGCACAGAUUCCCUCGGUACUGACCUCCUCGAAGCCGGUGAUUAAGCUCGAGACGGUGUACGAGUCGCACGUGCUGCCCAUCAUCAACGGUGCCAACACAAUCCUCAGCACGAUUUCGCGCCCGAUCGGUACGAUCACCAAGACGAGCUACGAGCUUGUAACGACGACGCUGCCCAGCCUACCCAUCCCACCGAUUCCGCAGCUCAAUCCGCUUCUACUGCAGCAGCAACAGCAGCAACAGUCGCUCCAGAUUCAGUCGACACCCGUCGUCACGCAGACAAUCGUCACCGAGACGAACAGUAAGGUGCUGAAGCUGACGUUUGGUGCUAAGACGGCGUAUACCACGCUCUACUCGACGACGGUGGUUCCAACGGUGCUGACCACCUACUUGACCCAGUCGGUUUCCGUUCAACCGACGGCAGCCGCUGCGUUCCCUGGAUUCUUCCCCAACCCGUACGCACCGUUCCCGUUCGUCGGCUAAGGAGGAAUGGAGCGAAUUGACUUGCCUAGUUGCUAAUUUAGGAUAACGAAUUGACAGAGCAAAGAGAUGGCGUGAAUGAGAAGACGAUCGUACAAGGGACAAAAGCUAAUGCCACAACGAACAGUGAACACAUCCCGGGCCCGCUGUAUUAACCGUGGCCGUGGAUAAUCUUCUACCGCCACGAUAAAUUCCGCAAUGAUACCGUGUCGGGCUGGUGACGCGUGGAAAAGGAAAUUAUUCAACGGUGCAGCGAAGCAGCAGCGAAAUGGAUAGAGAUAGCACGCCACAGGAUAGGAUGUGAAAGGUUAAAUGUCUGUGCACAGGAAUCUUGCCACGGCUGGGGAUGAGACGCCUGUAUCUACCGGUUGCUGCUGACAAUAGAGUAAGGAGCAAGAGGAGUAGAAGAAAAAGAAACCAGACCCCAGCGGAAUAUAAGGCGCGCCACCCUCAGCUGGAACGAUGUUUUAGUGUUAUUUGCAUGUUUUGUUUUUCUUGCCGGACGAUCCAGGCGGAUCCAAAACCUACCCUUGACUGACGAACCCAAACCUGGUGGCUGGACAUAAAAUAUUCCAUUCCGUUUAGUGGACGAAAUGUUUCCCCAUGUUUUUUUUGUUUCCAACCCGCAUCCUCCCAGCAGCGCGAUGUAAGCGAGGGAAGAAACAUUUUCCUUAAGAAUAGCAUUAAAUUUAAUUCAAACUAGAGCCUCGGUAAUACGGUGAAAAUGUUGCCGUAGAAGUAUACGAUGAGGCGGGAGUGAUUUUAAAAGGCGGGUAAGUGCACCCCUUUAGCUUCAGUGGGCCGCGAAAUAAGGCAAAACAGUGUGAGAGAGGAGAAAAAACAGGAUAGGAUCCGCAAAAGGUUUUAUUUUAUGCUACAAAGGAUAAACGGUUUAUGGCGACGCAAUGGCGAACCAACCAAACGAAGGUGCAAAAACGAAUGAAAUCGGAGUGAAAAGUGUGGCCGUUAAAGAUGAAUAGAAAAGUUGGAAAAGAAUGGAUUUAUGAAAUUGGAGCGCAUCAUCGCAAACUACGGACCGUUUCCUCGGUGUAUCAGGUGUAAUGGAUACGCCGUAUUCAUAAACGGAUAAUUUUGUAAAUAUUUUAUACGAUUAUCGCAACAAUCGGCUCGAGUUGUCCGUUUAAGGAGCGCACAGGCUUUUUUGUGUGGCUACGCAACAAGCCUCGCUUGAAACGAAAUUAUCUACUUUGUCUGCAGUAUUUAGCUGAGUAAAAUUUUAAUACAAUUUUCCAAUUACAAAAAAGAUCUUUUAUUAGAACUGAAUCCUUCAAAGUGUUCUGAUUUAGUAUUCUUUUGUAAAUAAUUUAUUUUUUCUUGCAUGUUUAAAAUUUCCUUUUUACGAUAUUUUUUAUGAUAAAAUGGACUUUAAACAAUUGACGAUUAUUGUUUCAUAUUAUUCUUCUAAAAAUUCUCAUUGCUACUAUAAAUGUUUUACAGUCUUCAGCUUGCUACUUACCUCCUAUAUGUGCUAAUACUGAUCAGCUCAGCAAUAUAUCUGAAUCGUUUUCAUACGUGAUUACUGCAAUUGCUCUAGAAAUAGCUAGUACUUUAAAUGAAGGAAAAUGCGUUGACCGCUUUUAAGAAACGGUACAUGAAAAUACAACAUGAAAAUACUCAGCUCAAUACACGUGCUUUACAAUUUAAUGUAAAAUGAUAUUACGAAUCAAGCGAUGGCCGUCGAGUUAUUACUCUAAUUGAAAAUUUCACUCUCCUAUUAUUUUAUGUUUAUUUUAAAGUGUCUUUUGUAAAUAAGAAUUUUCUGUGUUUUUGUUUUUUUUUGCAAUUUUCAAAACUCGUCGCAAUAUGCUAUUGACUUUAUAGUUAAAAGUACUGUAUUCAUUAAACUUUCUUUUAAUAAAAUCUAUACAUAUGAAAAA